AUAGCGCGUUUCCGGCUUUUCUCAGUUGCUGGGAUUCGUACACUUUCGGAGGAACUCGGGGACUGCGCCUUGCUCUCCUUGUUCGAACGCCCGGUGCGGUGGUGCCGGGGCUGGGGCUCCUUAAUGGCGUCCCCUUCUCGGAGACUGCAGACCAAACCAGUCAUUACUUGUUUCAAGAGCCUUCUUCUUAUCUACACCUUCGUCUUUUGGGUCACUGGCAUAAUCCUUCUUGCUGUGGGCAUUUGGGGUAAGGUGAGCCUGGAAAAUUAUUUUUUGCUUUUGAAUGAGCAGGCCACCAAUGUCCCCUUCGUGCUCAUUGUCACUGGCACUGUCAUUAUUCUUUUGGGCACCUUUGGUUGCUUUGCUACCUGUCGAGCUUCUGCAUGGAUGCUAAAACUGUAUGCCAUGUUUCUGAUUCUCAUUUUUUUGGUUGAACUAGUCGCUGCCAUCAUAGGAUUUGUUUUCAGACAUGAGAUUAAAAACAGCUUUGAGAAUAAUUAUGAGAAGGCGUUGAAGCAGUAUAACUCUACAGGAGAUUAUAGGAGCGAAGCAGUAGACAAGAUCCAAAGUAUGUUGCAUUGUUGUGGUGUCACUGAUUAUAGAAAUUGGGAAGAUACUCGUUAUUAUGCAGAAAAAGGAUUUCCCAAGAGUUGCUGUAAACUUGAAGAUUGUUCUCCACAGAGAGAUGCAGAUAAGAUCAACAGUGAAGGUUGUUUUUUAAAGGUGAUGGCCAUCAUUGAGUCAGAAAUGGGAGUUGUUGCCGGAAUUUCCUUUGGAGUUGCUUGCUUCCAGCUAAUUGGAAUCUUUCUAGCCUACUGCCUCUCACAUGCUAUAACAAAUAACCAAUAUGAGAUAGUGUAACCAGCAUAUAUACAGGCUUAUUCCUCUCCAACUUCAAGAACACUUAAACUUUGAACUCUAGGAUCACCUGAAUGGAAGACUGAUGAUAUUCAUUACCAAUAAGC
Octodon degus (degu) is the source of this 965-nucleotide messenger RNA. It is a transcript of the gene Tspan6, whose product is annotated as tetraspanin 6. The record is from RefSeq and is a predicted model, not a curated record. Gene Ontology annotation, cellular component: membrane. The transcript has 8 exons. NCBI's taxonomy places the organism in Eukaryota, Metazoa, Chordata, Mammalia, Rodentia, Octodontidae. The coding region runs from base 124 to 861 and encodes 245 amino acids.